AUGGCACUGCAGACGGUCUACGACAGUAUCUAUGACUAUUUUAAAGGCGACGAAUACAUGUUAUAGUGAGUUUUCCAAUACAAUCACCACGUUUCUUUUCUUUAUCAGUGUUGUCGCGGGAAAUGCAAUCGCCGGUCUCUCUUUUUGGCUUUUCAAUCUCUUCUUCAUCGUCAUAGACGUGCUCGAUCCGAAAUGGGUUCAACCUUACAAGAUUCAAGAGGAGAAGAAGCCGGGACUGUUGAAGUACUUGAGUAUUCUGAAGGUCGUCGGGCCGAACCAGCUGAUCGUCACUCCGAUUGUCACUUCCAUCUAUUUCUACAUUGCCAAGUGGUGGGGAAUGGAUUUUGGACCAACGCUUCCCUCCGCGUGGAUUCUUCUCCGUGACUUUUUCAUCUGCAUGGCAAUGGAUGAAGUUGUAUUCUACUAUUCUCAUAGGUCGGUCCAAGCUUUCCACUCUAUCCCAUCAAUCUAUUUCAGACUUCUCCAUCAUCCUAAGCUGUACAAGUACAUCCACAAGAAGCAUCACGAGUGGACAGCUCCAGUUUGUAAGCAACUAGUUAAUUUUCAUCUUCUUAGACAUCUCACUUCAGCUAUUGCCAGUAUCUAUGCCCAUCCAAUCGAACACGCCAUCUCUAACCUCGGCCGAUCUCUCUUUGGCGCAGUUCUGUUUCGUUGCCACGUGGUAACGUACUACAUGUGGGGAAUGUACGCCAUCCUCGCCACCACUUUCCACCACUCUGGCUACCACUUCCCGUUCAUGCUCUCCGCCGAAUUCCACGAUUUCCACCACAAAGUGUGCGUUUUUUUGUUUCCUCGAUCCUUUGCUACUUUAGUGUUUCCAGUUUCAACGAGUGUUACGGAUUCGGCCCAUUGGAUUGGUUGCACGGAACAGACACAACGUUCCGGAAAUCGGUGGAACACCCUCGCGACUUUGUUUCAUUUGAACUGACUCCCGUCAAACAACUGGUUCCAGAAGUUAAUAAUAACGAGAAGAUAACGGAAAACGAACAGAAAUCUUCAUUAUUGAAAUCGUAA
Molecule: messenger RNA, 1035 nt
Organism: Caenorhabditis sp. 36 PRJEB53466
Lineage: Eukaryota; Metazoa; Nematoda; Chromadorea; Rhabditida; Rhabditidae
Source: the annotation of a GenBank genome assembly